This is a messenger RNA of Anopheles funestus (African malaria mosquito), 17355 nucleotides long. It is a transcript of the gene ft, whose product is annotated as cadherin-related tumor suppressor. The coding region runs from base 1801 to 17355 and encodes 5184 amino acids. The record is from RefSeq and is a predicted model, not a curated record. Gene Ontology annotation, molecular function: cadherin binding; calcium ion binding. Gene Ontology annotation, cellular component: catenin complex; plasma membrane. The transcript is spliced from 10 exons. Lineage: Eukaryota; Metazoa; Arthropoda; Insecta; Diptera; Culicidae. Gene Ontology annotation, biological process: homophilic cell-cell adhesion.
CGGAACCUGUAUCGGAAUGCCAUGGAAAUAUUUUUAGCCAAAUUUUAUGUUGUGUCCCACUGUUCCAGGCCGGUUUUUCUUUCCUUCCAGCUUGAUCAAUAGUGUGCGUGCAAAAGGGCAGAAAAGUACAGGGUUCGUAUGCAUGGAAAAUGUCCGCUGAAGAUAAGCAUUGAACGAUCAUGCAAAAAUGUUUGACAAAAAAUAGAAAAUCACAUUUAUAAUUAGAUAAUUUGCAAAAUAUGAAUUGAUUUGAAUUGAAUUAAAGUAAAAUCUGUUCAACACACCAAUUCUCGCAUUUACCGCCAUCUCCACCAUACGCGCAUCGGGUCAAACCGUGUACACUUGUUUCUUUUGGUGAUGUGUGCGUAAGAUCUCGCUUGUCUUCGGUUCAAACGAUCGCAAGACGCAUCUCGCCACUAGUACCAACUCGUUCGCGCAACAUAACGGUCGUCGAAAGGGCACACACCGAUCGUGGGCAACUUUAGAGCAAUUGCAGUGACUGAAGUUUCAGUGGAGAAACGUGUUUUGCGUUGACAAAGCUUGCCUAGCCUUUUGCUAUUCGUGUGAGAACGAGGGAUUUGCACCAAAAAUUCCUUGACGCUUUCCGCGACUGUGCCAAUCGUGUUUACCAGCAACGUUCCAGCAGUGGCCUAAGCUAGCCGACGGGUAGGAUUAAGUAGUUGAUCUUUCAAAUCAAUACGAGUGUUGAGCAAAAAAAAAAGGGCGUGCAUACAGGCCAAGAAUAAGGGCAGUGUGUUCGAUCUAGCUGUGGUAAGAAGGUGGCCAAAUGUGUUGUGUGAAAUGUUCGAGUAGUGUUCCGACACUACCGAAAUAGUGUUGUGCUCGAGCUGAAACUCGACAGAAACGGCGUUUUAUUAAGCGGCUCUCCUUCGGGAGCAAUUUUGUGCAAAAGGGGAAAGAAUACGUACGGAAAUUCCAACCCGAUGGCAGCGAUGGCCGUACACGCCCGUUCCUGCUUGUGUGUCUAAAAGUUGAGUGUGCGUGUGGUGUUUGGUUGCGAAGAAUGGUCAACGCGCGAGCGAGAUAGUGUGAGGGCAGGGCAAAUAAGCGAAAAAGGAAUAAAACAAGUGCAAGAGAGAAAAUUACAAUAUACAGGAAUUUGGUAAAAUAUUUCCACGAGUUUCACGUCCAAGGAACGAGGAUCGACGGUGUAUGGCAGAGUUUCGAAUGCCAAUGCCAUAGAAAAGCGCACCGCGAACGAGUACAGCACGUGUGUGCAUCGAGUGCGUAUUAGGAUAAAAAAAAAAUCCCAUCGAAACAAAUUGCAGAUUCUAACUCGAAUGUCCCGAAGUUAAAGUUCUUUUCACUACGAAGUUGCGUCUAACGACAGUGCUCAAUCAACAUCAAGUUAAACUUUGUGCGUACAUAGAGGUGGUGGAAAUAGAGUGGCGCAGAUGUGCUUUUGCAACGGUUAAUCGUCGCGUGUGAUAGUGCAUGUUGGCUGAGAUGACAGAAGCCACACCGUGUGGGUGUCUACAGUAGUGAAUUGCAUCCGGGCGAUACAAUUCCCAUAUGGCAGGCAGUAUGACACACAGUACGCUUAGCCAAUGUAACAAAUUUCAUCGGUUCAACAACAUGUUGGCAAUAUUAUGACGCACCAGACUAGUAAACGAUUAAAGGUGCCUAGUGGUGCCUAUUCCCGACGUGUCAUCCCAUAGGACACCAAGCUGGCAGUGAGUGAAACGCCACAACCAUCGCGAGAGGAAAGUUUUUUGUACGGGGGCAAAAGGUAAAAGUGGCCCCCUCGGUAGCGAAAAGUUUUAGCAAAAAGUGAGAAAAAUGUAUUGUGCCAGUAUUAUGAAUAUCAUCUGUUGGCUGGUGGUGGUGACGUUAGGGUUGCUGGCCGCAGCAGCCCUCGAGCAGGUCGGAGCACACAGCCCCGGACCAGGGCCCGGACCGGGUCCGGGCGUAGUGAUCAUGCCCCGGCGCCGUUCAUCCAGCGACGGUGCGAUGCAGUCACGGGCGGUGGAAACGCGCGUCCAGUUCAACGUGUUUGAGAACGAACCGAAGGGUACGGUGGUGGGAUACAUUCCCACCAAGCCUGGCUUUACCUAUCGCUUCAAUGAACCACCGCGAGAGUUCAUACUCGAUGCGAAUACGGGCGAGAUCAAAACGAACGCCAUUCUCGACCGGGAAGCGUUACGGGCUGACCGUUACGAUUUGGUCAUACUUUCCAGCCAACCAACGUACCCGAUCGAGGUACGCAUCACGGUGCUGGACGUGAACGAUAAUGCGCCGGAGUUCCCGGAGCCGACGAUCGCUGUCUCCUUUUCCGAGAGUGCCAUCACCGGUACGAGGCUGUUGCUGGAUGCGGCCACCGAUAGUGAUGCGGGCGAGAAUGGAGUUACGGACGAUUAUCGAAUUAUCGCAGGAAAUCAUGAUGAAAAGUUUCGGCUUGCCGUUACAACUAGCCCGAACGGGGACGUCUACUAUCUGCAUCUCGAGACAACGGGCAAGCUGGAUCGUGAAAGUCGCGGCUUUUACGCACUCAACAUUUCGGCCCGUGAUGGCGGUGAACCGGCACGUUACGGUUACCUGCGCGUAAAUGUAACGAUUCUGGACGUAAAUGACAAUCCACCAAUUUUCGACCACAGUGACUACAUUGUGUCGCUAAACGAGAGCGUUCUGCCCGGGACGCCCGUUUUGCAGGUGAUGGCAUCGGACAGUGAUCUGGGCGAUAAUAGCAAAAUCACCUACUACUUGGCUGAUGCCGAAACACAGUUUACCGUCGAUCCGGAAACGGGUGUUAUUGCGACGACGGAGCAACUGACCUGCCCGCAUCAGAACUGUCACGAAGGGGGCCGAAGUUGCCCCAAAAGCUGUGUCUUUACCGUGUUUGCACGGGACCAUGGUACGCCGCGCCAGGACGGCCGUACGUACGUCACCGUGAAUCUGGUCGACACGAACGAUCACGAUCCGGUGAUACGCUUUCAGUACUUCCCACCGACCGGUAGGUUCGCGACGGUGGACGAAAACGCCGCCAACGGAUCGGUGGUAGCGGCCGUUUCGGUGGUAGACGCGGACGAAGGACUGAACGGUGACACCAGCCUGCGCAUUGUGGCCGGCAACGAUUUGCAGCACUUUCGGUUGGAGAAAUCACCCAGCUUUUAUAUCGUGCGUGUCAACGGUGUGCUUGAUAGGGAGGAAAUUGGCAAAUACAAUCUAACGGUGGUGGCGAUCGAUCGGGGCGUACCGCCCCGUACGGCAACUGCCCAUCUCAUCAUACACGUCAACGAUGUGAACGAUCACGAGCCGGUGUUUGAGAAAUCGGAAUAUUCGGCCGUGCUCAGUGAGCUUGCACCGCCCGGUACGUACGUGGCAAGCAUUACCGCAACGGACGAAGACACUGGGGUAAAUGCACAAAUUUUCUACGACUUUGUGGCGGGCAAUAAGGAUCAGUGGUUCCAGAUCGAUCCCGCGUCCGGACUCAUUACGACGCGUGCACCACUCGAUCGUGAGGUGCUCGGACAUGUGGAGCUCAGUAUCUCUGCCCGGGACGGUGGUCCCAAUCCGAAAUGGGCCCACACCCAGCUGAAGGUAACGAUUCUGGAUGAAAACGAUGAGGCGCCUGCCUUCGCGCAACCCUUGCUCAAUGUAACGCUCAGCGAAACAUCACCGCCACGUACGGUUGUUGUCUCGCUAGCAGCGGUCGAUCACGAUCAAGGCACCAAUGGAAGCGUUACGUACACGUUCCAUCCGAGUGUGGAGCGCAAUUACCCGAGUACCUUCGAGCUGGAUUCACUGUCGGGACAGAUCUCCACGCGCCGUUCGCUCGAUCGUGAACAGAUCGCGUCGUACACGCUGGUUGUGAUCGCCCGUGACCAUGGUUCACCGCCCCAGUCAUCCAGUGCGACCGUUCGUAUCACUAUCGCGGAUGCUAACGAUAACGAUCCCGAGUUGUAUCCGCGCGCAUUCUUCGUGCCGGUAAGUGAAACCGCUCCGGAAGGAACGCUGGUCGUACGGUUGACCGCUAUCGAUCGCGACGAGGGCGAAAAUGCGAUCGUGCAGUAUGAGUUGGUUAGUAGUCCAACAACGGAUGCAGCACUGUUUGCCAUUAAUGGGACAACUGGCGCACUAACGCUGCGCUCAAGUUUAGCAAAGUCGUCCAAGCCGGUUCACCGUGUGGUUGUUAGCUGUAAGGAUAGUGGAGGUCGUCGCGCUGCUCAGGACGCUGUUGUGGAGGUGGUUAAGGAGUCGCUCGUGGAAGAGAUUAGUUUCGAUGCACCGAUCGUCACCGGGUAUGACUUUCGGCUGCUCGAAGACAAUGGACGCGAUCGUCGCCAGAAGACGACACAAGAGCGAGAGGUAGGCCAGGUACGCGCCAGAUGGGCCACCGGUUCAUCUCCGGGAGCAUCAAACGUCGUGUUCUCGAUCGUGCGUGGUGAUGCCGCCGGUAGUUUUCGCAUUCACGAGCGCACGGGUGUCAUCAGCACCAGACAGCACAUCGAUCGGGAACAGUACGCAUUCUAUCGGCUCACAGUGGCAGCACGCAAUGGGCUCGCAUACGGCGAGACGACGGUAAACAUCACGGUGGUGGAUGUGAACGACAAUGCGCCCACCUUUCUGUACGAGCACGAUGAGAUUCGUCUGCCGGAAAAUGCAGCCGUCGGGCAGGAGGUGUAUGUGGCGAAAGCGAAGGAUGCGGACACCGGUCCGAACAGUCAGGUGCGUUUCGGGCUGAGCAGCAAUCCGGAAAAUUUGUUCCGCGUCGCCGAAUCGAGCGGUGUGAUUUACCUGAAUCGUUCGAUCGGUGUCGAACCGGGCACGGUACUGUCGCUGGAGAUUAGUGCGACGGACGGUGGUAAUCCACCGCUGACGACACGCACCACCGUACAGGUUACGGUGGAGGACGUGAACGAUCAUACGCCCGUGUUCGAUCACACCUCGUACGAAACUUCGUUGCUCGAAUCGAUGCCGGUGAAUUCGCGCUUUUUCGCACUGGCCGCAUCCGAUGCGGAUGUGGGACCGAACGGUCGCAUCUCGUACACGAUCGUGGAAGGUAAUGUGGAUGGGAAGUUUGGCAUCUUUCCCGAUGGUUAUCUGUUCGUGCGCAGUGCGCUGGAUCGCGAGGAGCGUGAUUACUACGCGCUGACGGUGGCGUGCGCUGACGAAGGUUCACCGGUGCCGCGCAGUUCCUCCGUACCGGUGAUCGUGCACGUCAUCGAUGAGAAUGAUAAUGCGCCACAGUUUACGAACGGUACGUUCGUGUUCAGUGUGCCCGAAAAUGAACCACCGGACACGUUUGUGGGCAAGCUGACGGCAAUCGAUCGUGACAUUGGGCGAAAUGCGGAGCUUAUCUACACACUUUCAUCGACGCCCUCGUCGGCAUCGCUAGCAUCGCCGGCCGGCAAGGAUCACGAGGAAGACUUUAGCAUCGAUUCACGGAACGGGUUCAUCCGGACACGUCGUUCAUUCGAUCGGGAAGCGCUUGGCGGACAGAACUUUCUCGCCCUAGAGGCAACGGUUUCGGACAAUGGUGUUGUGCGGUUGCGUGAUCGCGUUAAGAUUAAAGUAUUCAUCACGGACGUGAAUGAUAAUGCGCCGGUAUUUGUGCGGGCACCCUACCGGGUGCAAAUAUCCGAAGGGGCCACCAUUGGGACGCAGCUUGUGCGCGUUUACACGCACGAUGCGGACGAAGGAUUAAAUGGUGAUGUGUUUUACUACAUUGCCGAAGGAAAUCGUGCGGAGCGUUUCACUAUCGAUGAUUCUACCGGGCAAAUUACGCUGGCACGGGCACUCGAUCGCGAAACGACCGCUGCCUAUCAGCUCACGGUGGUGGCACAUGAUGCAUCGAAGCAACAUCGGUUGAGCGCUUCCACCACCGUUACGAUCGAGGUGCUGGAUGAGAACGAUGAUGCACCCGAGUUCACCCAAACACUUAGCCAAAUCGCGAUCGUUGAAACGACACCGAUCGGUACGGAGCUGAUGCGUUUCCGUGCGACCGAUCUCGAUCUCGGUGCAAACGCGCAGAUUGCUUUCUCCAUCGCGGCCGGCAACAGGCGGGACACGUUCCACAUCGACGCACUGUCCGGUGCGCUUUACCUUCACCGGAGUCUCGAUUACGAGGAUACGCAAAGCUACUCACUCAACAUCUCAGCCGCGGACGGUGGAAAUCCACGGCUUUCCACCACGAUUCUGUUUGCGGUGAAUGUGAUCGAUGCUAACGAUAAUCCGCCCGCCUUUCCGAACACGGCGAUCGUGCGCCAAAUUCGCGAAGGCAUACCGCUUAACACACCGAUCGUUACCAUCACGGCGGAAGAUCCCGACUCGGGAUUAAAUGGGAAGGUGCGGUACGAAAUCGCCCAUCAAGAUCCGCAGGAUGGUGACGGUGAGCGACACUUUGGCAUUAAUCCGACGACGGGCGUUAUUCACACGCUGCACCUGAUCGAUCGGGAAGCGAUCGAUACGUACCGGUUAACCGUGCUGGCCACCGAUCAAGCGGCCCCGCCCGCACAGCGACUUUCGGCGGAAAAGCUUGUCACCGUGAUUGUGGAGGAUGUGAACGAUAAUGCACCUGUGUUCGUAUCGAUGAAUGCCGCCAUCUUACCGUUGCGAGAUAGUGCCAUUACGGAGAUAAUGCGCAUACACGCGCUGGAUGCGGAUUCGAGUUCGAACGGCCUCGUCACUUAUGAGAUGAUCGGAGGCAAUAUGGAACUGUUCCAGCUACAUCGUACUACCGGUGUGAUAACUCUACGCAAAUCGAUCUCCAAACCCGACACCCGUUAUCAACUGUCCGUACGGGCGACCGAUGAAGCGGUACAGGCGGAGCGUAAAAGCAGCGACGCUUACAUUACCGUGCUUACGACCGGUGGUACAAACAGUGGUAGUGGAGGGCCCGUGUUCGCCAAAAAGGACCUUUCCGGUAGUGUAUCGGAGAACGAACCAAUAGGCACGAGCAUUUUAACGGUUUCGGCUUAUCUUAACUCCGUUUCGGACAUCGAGUACUACGUUACGAACGUAACGUCGGGUGUUAAUGGGCGACAGGUCAAUCGGCUUUUCGACAUCGACACCAAGCUGGGCAUUCUGUCGACUGCCGCCGAGCUUGAUCGUGAAGCCGGCAUCGAGCAUUACGACGUGGAGGUGUACGCGGUUGCCGUCGGUGCGGUCCCCAGAACAACCAGCACCCGGAUACGCGUCAAUGUACUGGACAAGAACGACAGCCCGCCAAGGUUCCAGAACCUCCCGUUGGUAUUCAGCGUGUCGGAAGAUUUGGCCGUCGGCCAGACGGUGGCGCGCAUCACCGCAACGGAUCCCGAUACGCUGGGAAAACUGGAGUACACACUGCUGGAAGGGGACGCACCCAAGUUCGCGCUGGAGCGGGAAACCGGUUUGCUAAAGCUGCGUGAUACGCUCGACCGCGAGACGGAAGAUUCGUACCGGUUGAAAGUCAGUGUGACGGACGGUAUUCAGAGCACCGAAACUACGAUCACUAUUCAGGUUACCGAUACGAACGACAAUCCACCGGUAUUUGCUGAGCCGGCCUAUUCGUUCGACAUUCCGGAGAACGCUAUGCGCGGUUUUCACGUCGGUGUGAUCGCCGCUACCGAUCCGGACGUUGGGACUAAUGCGGCCGUCACUUACACCGUCAUAUCGGACUGGGCAAACGAUGUGUUCUCGCUGAACCCGCAGACGGGCAUCUUUACACUAACAGCACGGCUCGAUUACGAAGAGGUACAACAUUACAUUUUGGUGGUUCAAGCACAGGACAACGGUUAUCCCAGUCUGUCCAGCACGCUCACCGUCUACUGCAAUGUGGUCGAUCUAAAUGAUAAUGCUCCAAUCUUUGACCCGAUGAGCUACUCCAAUGAAAUCUUCGAAAAUGCCCCAAUCAAUUCGGAUGUUGUGACCGUUAGUGCCACCGAUAUCGAUUCUGGAUCCAAUGGACGUAUUGAGUACUCGAUAACGGCCGGCGAUGAUAAUGAUGACUUUCAAAUCAUGGGCAAUGGCACCAUUCGUACCCGUCGAUCGCUCGAUCGUGAAUCGAAAAGCUCUUACAGUCUAGUGGUGACGGCUAGAGAUUGUGCCGUAGAACCUGAGAAACGGUUAUCGUCUACUGUGCAGGUUACAAUCGUGCUAAAGGAUAUUAACGAUCUAGCGCCCGAGUUUGUCACACCGAACGAAACGAGUGUGGCCGAGAACAUCCCGAUCAACACGGUGAUCAUGGCGGUCAAGGCUAUCGAUCGGGACGAAGGACGCAACGGAUACGUGGAGUAUCAGCUGGAUAGUCAAGGUUCGGCUACCAGUCCGUUCACGAUUGGGCAGGCAGACGGAUUGUUACGAGUAUCCGCACAGUUGGAUCGCGAAACUAAGCCAAGUUACGAGCUGAACGUUAUUGCUAAAGAUCGUGGUGAUCCGCCCAAGAUGACGCAGUCGCGAAUACUGAUCAACGUGCUGGACGAGAACGACAACAGUCCGAUCUUCGACCCAAAGCAGUAUAGUGCGGCAAUUGCAGAAAAUGCUAGCAUAGGAGCUAGUGUACUACAGGUAUCCGCUACCGAUAUCGACGAAGGCGCUAAUGGACGCGUGCGCUUCUCGAUAGCGGCCGGCGAUGACAACCGCGACUUUACCAUCAGCGAAGACAGCGGUGUGGUACGGGUGGCGAAAAAUCUCAACUACGAGCGCAAAUCGCUCUACGCCAUUACGGUACGGGCCGAAGACUGUGCCGGCGACACCGAGAACAGCGAGGUACGUUUCGAUACCGCCCGGUUAUCGAUCACGAUCACAGACAUCAACGACAAUCCGCCGACCUUUCUCGAUUCACCGUAUCUCGCCUACGUGAUGGAGAAUGUCAUCCCACCGAACAAUGGUUACGUUAUCACUGUGCGGGCGUACGAUGCGGACACGCCACCAUUUAACUCCCAGGUACGCUACUUUCUCAAGGAAGGCGAUACGGACUUCUUCAAGAUCAACGCAUCGACGGGCGAAAUAUCACUACUACGGGCGCUGGAUCGUGAAAUGCAGGAAGAGUACAUUCUGACGCUCGUUGCAAUGGAUACGGGCUCACCACCCUUAACGGGAACCGGCACAGUGCGUGUCUUGGUACAGGACAUUAACGAUCACAACCCACAGUUCGAGCGGCAAUCGUACCAGGCGACGAUAGCGGAAAAUCUACCGAUAGGCACACGGGUACUGUGGCCGAAGGCCACCGAUCGUGAUGCGGGUCUGAACGCAAAGAUUCGCUACACGCUGCUCGGUGAGCAUUUGAGCCGCUUCCGACUGGACGCCGCCAGCGGUGAAAUCACCACCGCUGCCGUACUCGAUCGCGAGGAUAUGGCCAUCUAUCACUUUACGCUGAUGGCACAGGACAGCUCGACAACAGAGCCGCGAGCGACGCUCGUCAAUCUCACAGUGAACGUGCAGGACGUGAACGAUAAUAGUCCGGCAUUUAGUGCACCUACAUUCCACGUCAAUGUGCCGGACCGUAUCAAACCGGGCCAGUUCGUGUUCGGGGCGAAAGCGAUCGAUCGCGACGAAGGUGUCAAUGCGCGGCUGUUGUACUCGAUCGUUGGGACGGACGCGUCCAAGUUUCACAUCAACGAACAUACCGGUGUGAUCGAGGCGACGACCGAACUAUCGAUGCCGCUGUCCGGCGCGAAUAUUGAUCGCGUCUUCCGUUUGACGAUCGUGGCAAAGGAUCAGGGUUAUGAACCGCGCACGGCAACCUGCGAACUUGCGAUCUCGUUACGAUCCGCUCAUCUCUUCCCGGUGUUUUCGUACACCUCCGAAACGCAGUUCGUACUGCCGGAGGAUAUCGCAGACGGGAAGAUGGUGACGAAGCUGGCAGCAACUUCACCAAAGAAAGGUUCCGUAGGUACCAUACGGUACGCGAUUGCGGGAGGCAACAUUGACGAUGCACUGCGCAUUGACUCCAGUACCGGUGAAGUUGCGGUAAAUCGUAACGGGCUGGAUUACGAACGACAUCAGCAAUACGAAGUUUGGAUCGAAGCUGCUGACUCGGAUCGUCCAAGCCUGCGCAGCGUACUGCAACUAAUUGUGAAUGUAACCGAUGCGAACGACAACCCGCCCGUGAUGGAUCGACCUGUAUAUAUGGCGGAAGUGCUCGAAGAAGAAUCGCCCUCACAACUGGUGACGAAAGUGUCCGCCACUGAUGCGGACUCCGAGGAGAACGGUCAGAUUACCUAUCGUUUGCGGGAUGAUUUUGAAAGUUUCGAAAUCAACACGGAUACUGGCGAAAUUUACACAACCACACGGCUGGAUCGGGAAGAUAUUGCACAGUAUACGCUGAUUGUGGAGGCAGUUGACCAGGGUGUACCGCAGCUGACCGGUAGUGCUACGGUGCUUGUAAAUGUGCUGGAUAAAAAUGAUAAUCCACCCAAGUUCACGCGGCUCUUCUCCGUCAACGUAACGGAAAAUGCCGAAAUUGGACAAUUUGUCAUUAAAAUCACGUCCUCUGAUUCGGACAUUGGUGUUAACGCGAAUGCCACAUACAUCUUCACGGAAAAUUUGGGCAAUAAGUUCUCGAUCGAUUCAACUACCGGUAAUGUAACAGUGGCCGGACAUCUGGAUCGUGAGCAGCAGGAUGAGUACAUUCUAAAGGUGGCUGCCGUUGAUGGUGCCUGGCGGACAGAGACACCGCUCACCAUAACGAUCCAAGAUCAGAAUGAUAAUGCGCCUGAGUUCGAGCACAGUUACUACAGUUUUAACUUCCGCGAGUUGCAAAAGGCGGUCACGUUCGUUGGUCAGGUGAUUGCUACGGAUCGUGACAAGCAGGGCCCUAACUCGGUUAUUUCAUAUUCGCUACAGCAACCGUCCGACUUGUUCACCAUCGAUCCAGCGACCGGUGAAAUCUUUAGCAAGCGUCGCAUUCACUACAAGCACACACAACUGGAGGCUUCGCCCGAAAAUAGCUUCACGCUGACAAUUCUCGCUACCGACAAUGGUAAGCCUCCGAUGUACACCGAGUGUGUGGUGAAUAUCAACGUAGUAGACGCCAACAACAAUCCACCGGUGUUUGGGCAGAGCGAAUAUAUGGCGCCUGUACCUGAGGGUGCCGAAAUCGGUCAACGGAUCCUGCAGCUAACCGCCCGUGACGAGCUUGACUUUGGUGUGAAUGCUGAAAUUGAGUAUCACAUAGUUGGCGGUAACGGAUCCGAGCAGUUCGCCAUCAAUAAGCUUGACGGUUGGAUUGUCGUCGGUCGAAAGUUGAGCGAAGUUGCAGCAAACCCUGGUACGGUGUACAUGCUGCAGGUGCGUGCCGUUGAUCGUGGUGUACCGCCGCAGCAGGACGAGGUUAGCGUUACGAUCGUCGUGACCGGUACGAACAGAUUUGCACCGGUCUUUCAAAGUCCCUCCUAUCAAGUGAUUGUGCCAGAAAAUGAGCCUGUCGGUUCCACGAUCCUUACGGUCAGUGCACCGGACAAUGAUGAUGGCCCAAACGGAAUGGUGCGCUACGCAAUACUAGCCGGAAACGAACGGAACGAUUUCAUGGUACACAGCGUGACCGGAGCCGUUAGCAUCCGUCAAUCGCUUGAUUUUGAUCUUAUACAGGUGUACCAGCUGAACAUAACUGCCGAGGAUCUUGGCUACAAACCGAAACGUUCCAUCGCGAUGGUCACAAUCACGCUCACCGACAUUAACGACAACGCGCCAUAUUUCAAUCAAUCGCUGUACGAUGCAUACGUUGCUGAGAAUUCACCGGCAAACACGGUCGUGUACCGGGCACAGGCGCACGAUCGUGAUUCGCCUAAAAAUGCCAUUAUCAACUACGCCAUCGUAGGAGGCUCGGGACGGGAACUGUUUGCUAUCGAGACUGCCACCGGUAUCAUUACGUCCAGAGCGACAUUCGAUUACGAAGAGCAGGACCAAUAUACGCUAUCCAUCUCGGCCUACAAUCCCGACUCACCGAUGCGCAAUGAAACGAAGGUGAUCGUACACGUGACCGGCGUGAACGAGUACUUUCCCAAGUUUAUCCAACCCGUCUUCCAUUUCGACGUAUCUGAAUCGGCUGAAGUUGGAUCGAGUGUGGGUAUCAUAGAAGCAACCGACAAGGAUGCUGGUGAGGAUGGUAAGGUGUACUACCUGCUGGUCGGUUCGAGCAAUGACAAAGGAUUCAGUAUUCAUUCGAGCACUGGCGUACUAGUGGUAUCGCGCAAUCUUGAUCGUGAGACACAAUCUCGUGUAGUGCUGACGGUGCUGGCAAAGAACUAUGGUGGUAUCCGAGGAAACGAUACGGAUGAAGCUCAGAUUAUUAUUUCCAUCCAGGAUGGUAACGAUCCACCAGAGUUUCAGCGAGAACUCUACGAGGCUAGUGUUUCUGAAGGUGAUCCAAUCGGAACAAAAGUCAUCGCAGUAAAGGCCGUAGACAAGGAUGUACGGCCGCAGAAUAAUCAGUUCAGCUUCUCAAUCAUCGGUGGGAACAAUGAUCAUUCGUUCAAGAUUGAUCCGCAGACGGGACAAAUUGAAACGGCACGCAAGCUAGAUCGCGAAACAGUUCCGCUGCACAAAUUGCUCCUAGGUGCGAUCGAUACAGGCACGCCUCCCCAAACGGGCACUACGGUUGUGCGAAUCACCGUUACUGAUAUUAAUGAUAAUGGACCUACGUUCGAUCCGAAAGACACUAUUGGAGCAGUGCUGGAAAAUGAACCACCUAACACCGUAGUCAUGACGCUGGCCGCAAGUGAUCCCGACCUUCCACCAAACGGUGCUCCCUUCACGUAUCAGCUUGUCGGUGGUCGACACAAGUCUCUGUUCACGCUCGAGCGUCAUUCCGGGGUGCUGAAGACGGUACGCAGUCUUGAUCGUGAGCAAACACCACAGCUAGAACUGCUUGUCGAGGUGGAAGACAAUGGAAAGCCGCGUAAACGAACCCAGCACACGAUUACCGUGAACGUGUUGGAUCAAAACGACAGUCCUUCGACACCACGAACUGCACACGUGCUGGUGUACGUAUUUGGCGGUGGUCCCGUACAUGGCGAUAUUGCCAGUGUGCACCCGAACGAUCCCGAUAUCACCGGCGACUAUCGUUGCAAACUGCUAACCGACGUCAACAAGCAACCCGUAACGGCAUUCACGAUUGCGAACGGUUGUCAGCUGCGGCCUACCAACCCUAGCCGUAUUCCCACAAGUGGUCAUACGUUCCUGGUGUCUGGAAAUGACGGCAAGCAUCCAGACGUCACAUCCACAGUUUCGGUUGAGUUCCUGCACUUUGAUAAUGCAACGAUUGAUCAGUCGAUCACGGUUCGCCUGGAGAACAUCAGUAGUGCUAACUUCCUUGCUAACUACUAUCGCAACUUCGUGGACAUAGUAAAAGCAUCACUUGAACCAGCCGACGAUCUGAUCUUGUACAGCCUGCUAAAUGCUGGGAAAGCACUUCAUGUCACGUUGGCAGUACGGAACACACCGCUCAAAGGCUACCGAUCAAAGCAGCACGUGAUCGAUCGGAUCUCCCGCAAGCUUGAAGCAGUUGGACAGCUGCUUCCUAACGUUCUUACUACGGUUGGUUAUGAUCCGUGCCGUUCGAAAGAUACGUGCGCAAACGGUGGUGUAUGUAGCGCUCGCAUCCAGGUAUACCCCGAGGAGGACAACCGUAUCACCGAUAGUCAGUCGCUUGUAUUUGCUUCACCACCGGUGCGGCACGAUUUUGCCUGCGCCUGUCCGGAUGGAUACACUGGGGCACGGUGCGAUAAACGUCAGGACCCUUGCUCACCAAACCCUUGUCAAGCCGGAGGACAAUGUCGUCGGCAGGGAUACGAUUUCCAGUGUACUUGUCCAGCAAACCGAGAGGGAAAAUUCUGUCAGCUGGAGCGCGGUGACAUUUGCUCGAGUGGUCCCUGUAAGAAUGGGGGUUCUUGUCGCGAAAGUUCCGACGGGUCGUCCUUCUUCUGUCUCUGUCGCCCAGGCUACCGGGGCAAUCAGUGUGAAACCGUGGCAGACUCAUGUCGUCCCAAUCCGUGCCUGUACGGUGGGCUGUGCGUUAGCCUUAAGCCGGGUUAUAAAUGCAGCUGCGUCGAAGGCCGGUACGGUCGACACUGUGAGAAAACGACGUUUGGGUUCCGUGAACUGUCUUACAUGGCGUUCCCGGCACUUGAUUCAGCCACCAACGAUAUUUCGGUUGUGUUUGCUACCACUAAACCAGAUGCGUUGCUGAUCUACAACUACGGUAUUCAAAGCGGUGGCCGGUCCGAUUUCGUUGCAAUGGAAAUUGUGAAUGGACGGGCGGUGUUUUCUUACGGCGGUGCGCGGACUGCCAUUACUUCGCUUGUGGUGGGUAAAAGCACAUUAACUGCAAACGGACGGAAUGGUUCCAUUUCGAAUGGCGAUUGGCAUAAAAUCACGGCCACCCGUAAUGGUCGCGUUAUGUCGCUGAGUGUUUCCAAGUGCACAGACAAUGGCGACUAUUGCGACGAUUGCCGUCCGGGCGAUUCCAGCUGUUACGCUGACGAUACGGGACCUACAGGAACGCUGAAUUUCAACAAGCAUUAUCUGCUGGUAGGAGGACUUAUGGCCGCGGAUCCGGUACUAGAACGUCCAGGUCAAGUACAUUCGGAUGACUUGGUAGGAUGCGUACACAGUGUCUCCAUCAAUGGACGGGCGUUAAAUUUAAGUAAUCCGAUUAAAUCUUUCGGCAUCGAAGCGACGUGUCAGCGCAGUACCGGGAGCAACGGCCCGUGUGGUCUCGGUUUACCCGAGGAUCCGGCCCAACCACUCUGUGGCCCGUACGGCCAAUGCAUGGACCGAUGGCAUACAGCCAUGUGCCGCUGCGGUGGAGCCAUCUUGUCACCCGACUGUUACAGCUCGCUGGACGCAUAUUCCCUCCAGGACGGUGCGUUCAUUGAAUUCGAGAUAACGGAAAAACACAAACGUAUGCAGCUGCUGGAGAGCAUCUACAGCGGUAAGAGUUGGAUCUGGAGCUACGAUGUAACACGUAGCAAGCGCCACGAUGGUCAUGUCACUCCCACGCUAACGAUCGCCGAGGAUCCACCCAAGUAUAUGAGCAUCAUGUUCAAAACGAACAAACCGAGCGGCGUACUGAUAUAUGCCGCCACGAGUAGCAAACACUAUACCGCUAUCGAGUUGCGACAUGGCCGUCUUUCAUAUACCUCGCAUCAAACGUCCUUUGUGAACGUAUCCGCAUCUGCCAGCGGUGGACAGGAGGGUGUUUCGCUAGCUGAUGGCAAUUGGCAUAAUGUUACGUUACAUUCACAUAACCGCGUGCUGCAAGUUUUGGUCGAUGGACGAAUUGUGGUACCGGAGCUGGAUGCGACAGGUGUACACGACUUUCUGGACCCGUACCUAACCGUAUUGGCAAUCGGAAACGUCCGGCGUGAGUACUUUAGUGCUGGCGAUACCGAACCAAUGCCCGCCUACUUCCAGGGUUGCCUGGCCAACUUCACCAUCAACGGUGAGGUACAGCCGUUUAACGGUUCGGGCAGUAUCUUCCGCAGUGUCGUACACCGGGGUAACGUAGCGCAAGGCUGUGUCUGGAGCGUGCUCGGCACGGCACAGGUUACGAAUCCGCUUAACAUUGGCAUCACGCUAGUGAUCGUAUUUUUCGUGAUGCUUUUGAUAGGCAUCUUUAUCUCGUUUCUGGUGGUGCGUUGCCGUCGUCAGCAUAAAGAAAAGAGUGGUGCCCUUGGACACUCGUCUACUGCAUUACAUUCUAAGCAAAAUGGAACCAGCGGUUCGACACUACUGGCCGGAUCGGGGCUGGUCUCUUCCGGUGGUUUGCACAGCGACGGUAGUGGGCGCGGUUUGCACACAAAUGAUCUGUCCGUCGUCGGAUACCACUCGGAAGGCAGUGAUAUGCUGCGUGGCGUCAGUGGUCAUCAUCUGGUAGGUCCGGAACUUAUCUCGAAGAAGUAUAAAGAGCGCGACCUCGGUACAUCGGAACCACAGAGACCUCAACGGCCCGAUAUUAUUGAGCGAGAAGUAGUGAGUAAGAGUCCACCGUUACCACCACCGAGUCAGUCCCAUCAUCCGUCGGCACCUCACGAUCACACAAAUAACCCAUCCUCUAUGGAUUUGGGCUCGGAAUAUCCGGAGCACUAUGACCUCGAGAAUGCCAGCUCCAUCGCGCCAUCCGAUAUCGAUAUUGUGUAUCACUACAAGGGCUAUCGGGAGGCAGGUGGUGUGCGUAAGUAUAAGGCCACUCCACCGCCCGUUGCGUCCGCUUAUACCCAUCACAAGCAUCAGACGUCGGCGGCGGCGACUCAACAGCAGCACCGCCAUUCGCCACAUCAUGCAGCUGCCGGUGGGCCAUAUGCGCCCCGGGUUUUGCCACCGCCUCAAGCUAGUCAACCACCGCCAUCGAAUGGAGCAGCACAUGCGCGCCAACACCAGUCAACACCACUAGCGAGACUCUCACCAAGUUCGGAGCUUAGCUCGCAGCAGCCACGUAUCCUCACGUUGCAUGACAUCUCCGGCAAACCACUGCAGAGCGCAUUGUUGGCCACGACAUCGAGCUCGGGUGGCGUGGGAAAAGAUGCAUUGCACAGCAAUAGUGAGCGAAGUCUCAACAGUCCCGUCAUGAGUCAGCUUUCUGGCCAGAGUUCGAGCGCGCGUAGUCGUAGUAAGAAUCCGAACGGUGUACCUUCGCAACCACCGAACGUAGUAUCGGUCAGUUCGGUCGUGGUGCCGGUAGGUCACGGCGGUAUGGGUCUCACGGCUGAGGAGAUUGAACGACUGAAUGCACGCCCUCGUACGUCCAGUCUCGUCUCUACGCUGGAUGCAGUUUCCAGUAGCAGUGAGGCACCGGCACGUGUACCAGCUCCACACCUUUCACACAUGCACCAUUCGCCGGCAGACAUUGAUGCGCAUAGUUCUACCUCCACCGACGAGAGCGGCAAUGAUAGCUUCACUUGCUCGGAGAUCGAGUACGAUAACAACAGCCUAAAUGGUGACUCAGGUCCUCCGAACAACGUUGUCGUUGGCGGCAAAUAUGGAAAGGGUCGUGACGAUCCUGGCAGACGAAACGAUGUAGGCGGAGGUGGUGGCGGAGGCCCUGGAGGAGUUAGUGCCGGCGUAGGCAAUGGAAGUGGUGGUGGUGGCAAAGGAGCUCCCCAUCUUCCGCCAGCCUCAUCAUACGAUGGUUUCGAUUCUUCGUUCCGAGGAUCACUCAGCACCCUUGUUGCGUCGGACGAUGAUCUGUCCAGCCACAUGGUUGGUAUCUACCGGCAACCGAAUGGUGGUGCUGCCUCACCAUCAGCUACCGGUUGGGAUUAUCUGCUGAACUGGGGCCCAAAUUUCGAGAGCCUCAUGGGAGUGUUUAAGGACAUUGCCGAACUGCCAAGUGACGUAACGGUCAAUGGCCGUGUGCCAAACUCGCUGCGUAUUCCUACCAGCGUUCAGUCAAAACCCUCCGAAGAGUACGUUUGA